Messenger RNA from Lasiodiplodia theobromae, 1962 nucleotides. Its product is annotated as Tyrosyl-DNA phosphodiesterase. The coding region runs from base 1 to 1962 and encodes 653 amino acids. Gene Ontology annotation, biological process: double-strand break repair; single strand break repair. The transcript has 2 exons. NCBI's taxonomy places the organism in Eukaryota, Fungi, Ascomycota, Dothideomycetes, Botryosphaeriales, Botryosphaeriaceae. The record is from RefSeq and is a predicted model, not a curated record. Gene Ontology annotation, molecular function: 3'-tyrosyl-DNA phosphodiesterase activity; double-stranded DNA binding; single-stranded DNA binding. Gene Ontology annotation, cellular component: nucleus.
AUGCAGCGCAAUCGAAGAGCCGCAUUUCUGCCUCCGAAGGAAGAAGACCUGGAGAGUACGACCGAUGAGGACAGUACGACGGACGAGGAUGAGGAUGAUGGGGGCGGAGGUGGGGGCCAGGUUGGCGGCCAUGCUCGUCCUGCGCGCCACCAACAACGGCCGGCGAAGCGGCUGAAGCGGGACGAUGACGCUCCUACGGGUGUGGCUGACGAUGGCUCGGAUCGGUCUGGAAAAUGUGGCUCGACGCCGUUGAGGAGCUUGGAGAAGAGGGUCAGUCCGCCUGCGACGAGGGAGACAAGAGCAAGUGUCACUUUUGGUAGUGACGUGGAGACGGAGGAUGAGGACGAGGUGGAAUCUGAGAAGGAGAAGGAGGACGGUUUGGUGCAGCAUGUGGCGGGACCAAGGAACGUCAGAGUUACACCUACGGAGGGUCAGCUAGAGGAGACCUCUUCUACAGCAAUCACUCAGAAAGGCACGACGUUUGUUCCAUCGCCAAUCCAGCUUACGCGCAUACGCGACCUUCCUCCAGCUGCUAACAUAGAUACCGUCGCCCUGAGAGAUAUAGUGGGCGACCCACUGAUCGUUGAGAUGUGGCAGUUCAACUACAUGUUUGAUAUGGAUUUCCUGAUGAGUUCUCUAGACGAGGAUGUAAGGAGAAGUAUGAGAGUUAAGGUCAUACAUGGAAGCUGGCGUAGAGAGGAUGUCCAGAGACAAAUGCUGGAGGAAUGGGCCAAGCAAUACCCCAAUCUCGAAGUUAUCCAGGCUUAUAUGCCUGAAGCUUUCGGGACGCAUCACAGCAAAAUGAUGAUCCUCAUCCGUGCAGACGAUUCGGCACAAGUCGUCAUUCAUACGGCCAACAUGAUCGCCAAGGACUGGACUAACAUGACCAAUGCUGUCUGGCGCUCCCCGCUUUUGCCUCUUCUACCCGAAAAUACUUCAGAAUCUACCGCAGGCAACAACGCCAACGAAAGCGGCAACAUCAAGUAUCCCAUUGGCACGGGACAAAGAUUCAAAGUCGAUCUUCUUCGGUACUUGUCCGCCUAUGGAAAGCGUCUCGCCGCCUUGACAAAGCAACUCGUUCGCUAUGACUUCUCUGCCAUCCGCGCUGCACUCGUAGCAAGCGUACCACGCCGCGUAAAGCUUGAUGAUAGAAAUCCCGAUGAACAGACAUCUUGGGGCUGGGUUGGGCUGCGCGAGGUCCUCAGCCAGAUCCCACUUACUUCGACCACGAGGCCGAGCAAGGGUAUGGCCGUCGCCCAGGUCUCCUCAAUCGCAACACUUGACCAAGCCGACUUCCGUAUCAUUUUCCCUAGCGUCACUGACGUUCGCACCGCUCUCGACGGUUACCGUGCCGGUGGCUCUAUCCACUUUAAAACCCAGAGCGCGGCGCAGCGGAAGCAGCUGGCGUACAUGCGUCCGGAUUUCUGCCGCUGGAACACCAGCAAGAACCCGAUGACGGCGUUAAGGAGUUCUGCUGCACCGCAUGUGAAGACGUAUGUGCGGUACGCAACCACGGCUAGGGGCGAUGGCACAGAGCAGACAACGAUCGAUUGGGCGAUGCUGACGUCGGCAAAUCUAUCGACGCAGGCGUGGGGCGCGCUCCCAGCUGCUGUGAAGACUGGGGACGGCGAAGCCAAGAAGGGGAGGAAGGACAAGCAGGAUGGAGAGAAUGGUAAGGAGGUCAGGAUUUGCAGCUGGGAGAUUGGCGUGGUAGUGUGGCCAGCAUUGCUGGCGGAAGGCGAGGAGAGAAAAGAGGCGGUGAUGCUUCCGGUAUUUGGAAGGGAUAUGCCGGAGGUGGACAAUUUAAGAAGUGAUGAUGUGGGAGGUGAGAAGGUCGUGGUGGGCUGGCGCAUGCCGUACGAUCUGCCGCUCACCCCGUAUGCGGAGAAUGAGGAGCCGUGGUCUGCGACAGCGAGGUAUGAUGAGCCCGAUGUGAAGGGCUGUGUCUGGCCGGGGUUCUGA